AAAAGAUGGAAGACGACGUUGCGGGGAGUGCCAGGCACAGGCACCGGCCCUUAGUGGACAACGGAGUCGGCUCCGGACCGUUAGAGGCGUCUGGGCACGGGCCAUACCCUAUUCCACUGAUUGACACGCAGCGUUGCACUACGAUGCCCCACCUAACAGUUUCCCUCCUACGUCACCCGCACCUACACCUCACUAACGCUGUUCCCGGAACAUCUUCCACCUCACGGCCGCUCCCCCGCAACAGCAUACCUCAUGUCUGGAAAUCCAAUACCAAACCUGCUCUCACUCCGCGGAGCGAGAGGUGGCCGGGUUGGUCGCGGGCGCGGAAGAGGUCCCGGCGGCGGCCCCUCAUCCUCCGGCCCGACUCACGAUCAGACGAUUCAGGGAACUGACGAUGACGCUGCCGGCUCACGUUUGAGUGCUGUCAAUGUCGGAUAUCUCGCCGACUCCUACGCCCACUUCUUUGUUGAUAACAUCAAUGGACCCCCUCCAAGGAGACUCCCAAUCAUCAAUCGAGGCACUUAUACGAGGACCGUUGCUCUCGAUAAUCUCAUUGACAGCUUCUUGGACGGGUCUGACAGUGCGCAACCUGGUUCAAAUGAGAGACAAAUCAUUUCACUAGGCGCUGGCACCGACACACGCCCGUUUCGUCUCUUUCCCAGGGCAAAAAGGCCUCAGCUUGUCUACCAUGAGAUAGAUUUCUCAGUCACAGUUCGCAAGAAGGCACGUAUAGUGCAAGCAGCCCCUCCAUUGCGAAACAUCCUCGGAGUCCCCUCGGUUGAGGAAGACGGUUCAUGGAGUUGUCAGCCAUCCGCAUCAGACAAAUACUAUUGUCAUGCACGGGAUCUCAGAGAAAUGGUGCAGGACGGCGCAACACCUCUUGCGGGCAUCAGAACAGACAUCCCUACUCUACUCAUCUCAGAAUGCUGCCUCUGCUACCUAGAGACAUCUAUAACGAAGCAAGUCGUGUCUUUGUUUGAGCAAAAGAUCCCCAAUCUCGCCAUUGUGGUGUACGAACCAAUCAGGCCUGACGACCCUUUCGGCAAGAUGAUGACCUCCAACCUUGCAGCAAGGAGAAUACGCAUGCCUACUCUGGAGAAUUACAAGCUGCCACAGGAUCAGACGCAGCGUCUCCGCGAUGCAGGCUUCGAACACGCCAAGGCGCUGACCGUGGAACGGAUUUGGGAAAGCUGGGUGCCAAGUGAGGAAAAGGAGAGAGUGGACCGUUUAGAGGGCCUCGACGAGGUGGAGGAGUGGAAGCUGUUGGCUGACCACUACGUUAUCGCAUGGGGAUGGAGAGGCGCCGGGUUUACGAUGGGAAAUGCCGACGGGGAGCUGUGAGUUACCCAAGCAAGCCGCAAGACAGCUGUGCCGCUUCGCUUAAGCAGAGACAUUAUUAAUUGAGAUGUGUCUCAAACCGGCAAACCAACGCUGAACUGUCAGCUACCCCCCCCUUUCUGACAGAUGAUUUACUCCCUCUUCGUCACCAACCUAAUUGAGGCUCUGCUUGGCUUCUCGGACUUGGAUUUUGGUGGUUCUCUCUCAAGUCACCAUGGUCACGGGGAUGUUGCAU
Molecule: messenger RNA, 1573 nt
Organism: Colletotrichum scovillei
Lineage: Eukaryota; Fungi; Ascomycota; Sordariomycetes; Glomerellales; Glomerellaceae
Product: leucine carboxyl methyltransferase
Exons: 2
Coding region: 253-1341 (362 amino acids)
Biological process (GO): C-terminal protein methylation
Molecular function (GO): protein C-terminal leucine carboxyl O-methyltransferase activity
Source: RefSeq, a predicted model, not a curated record